Messenger RNA from Scomber scombrus (Atlantic mackerel), 3516 nucleotides. Its product is annotated as E3 ubiquitin-protein ligase ZFP91-like. Gene Ontology annotation, cellular component: nucleus. Gene Ontology annotation, biological process: regulation of transcription by RNA polymerase II. Bases 390 to 2438 code for a protein of 682 amino acids. The record is from RefSeq and is a predicted model, not a curated record. Gene Ontology annotation, molecular function: transcription coregulator activity. NCBI's taxonomy places the organism in Eukaryota, Metazoa, Chordata, Actinopteri, Scombriformes, Scombridae. The transcript is spliced from 11 exons.
AUGUCCCACAACCACCCUCGUAAUUAGUAUGGAAGCCCGUGAGUUCAGACCUAACACCUUCGCAUACCCGCGCUGUUGCUACUAGUCUUAAAGGAGACGCUUCCCAAACACUCCUGGCAUCGGCCAAAGAAAUUUGAGGUUUGCUAUAGCUUUAAGAAGUAUAUUAUGCUGGAUGUCUGUAAAAAAAAAUGUUAUUAUUCAUACAACGCAACUUUUUAUCUUAAUAAGUUAGUUAAUGAAAUGCUUUCGUAGGACUGAAAAUUCACUCUUGACCAAGCUAACAAAACUGGUCUCACUGGGGCCUUCAGCGGUCUUCAUACAUUUUCAAAUGUUCAUUACCAAUUAAUACCCACAGUUAGUAAGGGUCAGAACAGUUUGACAGGAGCGACAUGGACUCGGGUGAACAUGGGGUUUCGGGUAGUGGUCCUGGGACAGGGGGAACCGGAGACCGAACGGAGGCCGUACAACCAUCCCCGGACUCGCCUGAACCGUCCAACGGCAGAAGGGAGAGCAAGAGACGGAUAAAAGCCGCAGUGACCUCCCUGGACUCCGGUGACUCUCGGUCAGAUACCGGGGGUCCUGUGCGUGUUUUGCGAGCCAGGGGGCCUGCAGCUGGCAGGACUGAUGAGUCCAAGAGUGUAACUUGCCAGAAAAAAACUGAAAGUCUGCAUCGUGGACGAGGAAGACCUGCAGGAGCUCGCUCCAAAAGCGCACCUGUCGUACAUACCACCGAGAAGAAAUCCACAUCCAAAAAAGCUUCCAAAAGCACUCUGGGACCAAAGCUGUCCAGGUCUAGAAAGGGCAAUCAGAGACCUCCGACCAGAGCCCCACGCACCACAGCAGCAGCAGCAACAGCAUGCAAGCCUGAAGCAGAGGUAGAGCCUUCAUCAUGUGGAGAGGAGACCGGCGCUUUGAAUGGUAGUGACAGCGUUGCAGAUCCAGAUGCGGUUCUCAAUGAGGACUCGCCGUUGAGAGAUGAUGACAUGACAGAUGAUGUAAUCUGCCAGCCUGAAACGAAGACUGAAAAAUCAAGGCGACAAGCAUUGUUACAACAAGAGGAGGUCAAGAAAGAGGAGUCCGAUAAGGACGAAGAAGAAAAUGACAUUAAGAUGGAGGAAUCACCUGAGGUCACUCUGCAAAGUGAAGAUGAAGUGGAAGAUAACACAGAGCCACCAAGGAAGCGAGGUAGACAGCAAAAAGAUGACAAAACACCUCGACCGCCUAAACGAAGGAAGAAGCCGCCAGUGCAGUAUGUCCGCUGUGAAAUCGAGGGCUGUGGUACCGUUUUAGCUCACCCACGCUACCUACAGCACCAUAUAAAAUACCAACACUUGCUGAAAAAGAAGUAUGUGUGUGAUCACCCCUCGUGUGGGCGAUUGUUUCGUCUGCAGAAGCAGCUUUUGCGCCACGCUAAGCACCACACAGAUCAAAGGGACUACAUCUGUGAGUUUUGUGCCCGUGCUUUCAAGAGCUCCCACAACCUGGCGGUGCAUAGGAUGAUCCACACAGGAGAGAAGCCAAUACAGUGUGAAAUCUGUGGCUUCACUUGCCGUCAGAAGGCCUCCUUGAACUGGCACAUGAAGAAGCAUGAUGCAGAAGCCUCCUACCAGUUCUCUUGCUCCAUUUGCAACAGAAAGUUUGAGAAAAAGGACUCUGUUGUUGCCCACAAAGCUAAAAGCCACCCUGAGGUGUUAAUAGCUGAAGCCAUGGCAGCUAAUGGGGGCUCAGUAAUAAACUGUCCCACCUCAAUCCCAGAGACAGUCUCAGAGACUGUGCCAGAGACUCUUCCAGAGAACAUCUCAGAGGCUGUCUCAGAGACCGUCUCCGAGACUGUCCCGGUGCUCACCUCAGCUGACCAGCCCUCUAUCAGCCAGGACACUCAGAAAGCGAUGAGUAGCACUCUCACUCCAUUGCAGCAGGUGGUGCUCCCGCUCGCUCCACAGACUCAGAUUAAUGUAUCUCAGGGCCAGUUCCUCCAACUGCCCACGCAUCACGUGGUGCGGGUGGCGCAUGAGCAGCAAACCCCCACCUUGCUCCAUCUCACCACCUCUCCUCCCGCUCACCUCUCCAACACCAGCCACCCGCAGCUCAUCCAGCUCUCCACCUUUCCUGCCAACACUGUCACACCCAUGGCCUCGGCAUACCCCCAGAGCACCCUCCUCACCCUGAGCUCCGUCACCACCCUGGCCUCCACAGCCAACCUGGGUCCUCAGCAGGCCGUGCAGUGGGGGAGGGAAAAUGAUGAUGUACAGUUGCCCGGAGAGGGCGAGCUGUGGGACAGGGUGGUGGUCGGCGACAGUCAUCAGGAUGUAGGGGAAAUGAUGUGGGAGGGUAACUCAGAGAGGAGGAAGGAAGAUGAGGGAAUUGUUUGGGAGAGAGAGAGUGAAAGACAGAUUCUGUUACAGUGCGCCGACGUCCAAGGUGAUAGUUUAAUGUAGACACACAGUCGCAAAAUGAGCAGAAGUUGAACUCUGUACAGUAAACUGAAGGAGACACAAAUAACAAGGCAGUUAUGAUUUAAGGAAGGAACGAAAGACUGAGGGACCUGUCAUAAGUUAAUAAGCUGACAAAUAUUUGAAAUAAUAGAAUUUGUUUUAAUGUAGUGGUCACUUAUAUAGCUAAAGUACACAGAGCUACUUUUUAUCAGGGAGUAUGAUUUAUAAUGUAGAUAACAUACACAUCUAUUACCACUUGAUCAAUAUUUUAUAACUUGUUGGCUUUGUCACCCUGUAUUUGUAUAUGUGUUUCCAUUACAGAUAAGACAUUUAUAGACAUUAAGAAGACAAAGUCUAUAAUGAAAUUUACUGUAUGUGCCCCUGGUAUCCCUGUUGCGUUUAUAUGCUUCUCUUUGCAAAGUGAACAGAUGAGUAUCAUUGGCAUUAUUUAGAUUGCUUCAAUUAUGUAUGUUAAAUGUAUUGGAAGCACCAACUACAAACAAAAGAGGGAGUCUGUAAAAGAGCCUUUGUAGCAAGGUAACCCAAAUAACACAUUUUAUUGAAUUUCUAUUCUGUAUUUUUACACACAUUUCUUGUGUUCUCUCCCUCAGCAUAGAUUUUUUUCAAAGAAUACAUCCACAAUCUGUAAUUUUCUACGUUUUCUAAACUUGAUUUAAACAUUUUCUAAAUCAAGCUAAACCUCUAUGAAAAGCCAUUUGUAGGAGGCUCAGGUAAACACAUGGAGUCUAUUGGAUUCAUUUACCAUACCCAACCUAUCAAAACAAUGAAGGUUACUGCAUUUUGUAAAACAGAUCUCCUUGUUUGGCUGUAUUUGUUCAUUUUCCUCAACCUCAAUUGUGUCACUUCCACUUUGUACUUACAGAUCCUUGAUUUCAUUUUCUUUUACAGUCAAGUUUAUGCAGGUAGCAGUUUUAUGAUUAGAAAACAUGGUGUAAUUGUGUAAAUCUUCUUUGGAAGCAAUGUUUGAGAAUAAAAUAUACCUCUGUACACUGCCACUACUACUGAGCACUCUUAAGCUUAUAAUCCUAAUUUAUCAGGAAAUGUGUUCAGAAUAACUAUA